This is a messenger RNA of Cladophialophora bantiana CBS 173.52, 1818 nucleotides long. RefSeq lists its product as uncharacterized. The transcript has a single exon. The record is from RefSeq and is a predicted model, not a curated record. Lineage: Eukaryota; Fungi; Ascomycota; Eurotiomycetes; Chaetothyriales; Herpotrichiellaceae. The coding region runs from base 1 to 1818 and encodes 605 amino acids.
AUGGCCUCCCCACCGACAAGUUCCUCUGUUCCUUCCGAUAACUUGAACGACCCCAAGAAUCAUGUCAUCCACGAUGCCAACGACGACAACAACAUCAAUAAGUCGACUACGCAAUCCAGUCACGUCUUCAAUAUACAUGCUGUUCCUGCCCUCAGUUUUAGUGUCACACACGACGACGUGAAUAAUCACCCCGACUUGCUGGAUCACCACCAUACCGCCAAUCAGUAUCCGCCACAAUUGAGCUUCAGCCCAACAUCUCAUCCAGACUCGGGACCUCACCGAGGAUCAUUCUCGGAUAUUUUACCCCACGGUCAUGUUCCCCCUCCGCCCAUCAAUGAAAGCAUGCCCAAAUUGAGCGAUGACAUGUCCAAUCCUUCCACAGGUGCAAACACCAGUCUCGACGAUAUGCAAAACGAUAGCGAUCCUGAUAUUCGGGAUUCGACGACAUCUUUGGGAAUAAAUCAAAUUUCCGCUUCUGUUGCCAACACCGACCACACGUAUAAUCAUCCGGUCGCCGUUAUGGGCCCGGGUGCGACACCUGGUCCUGUUGGAGAUGGAAGUGACCCUACAGCGGCAGUUAACAAAAGCGCUGUAUUUCGAAACAAGCAAUAUCUUCUAUCAGACGGGUCAGUGGUCUCUGGUAAGGGGCUGGGUCGAGGCAGACCAGGUAUCAAACGAGGGCCGCGCAGUCUCAGGCCGGCAAGCGGUGACCAAACUUCAUCCCAAAAGAUACCUGUGAACGCUAUUGGCCCCCCUUCUUACCACUUUGUAGCUCCUAGCAAAAAGAGAAAGAGUGCUGCUUCCGAUACCUCGGAGUCUAAUCUACGAGCUUCAAUUUCGGAACCUACAACCACGCCAUCCCGCGAGAGUUCAGAGGAAUACAACCCUUCUGCACACACUCGAUCCGGGAGGCAAGUACAGAAGCGCGUCUCGCUUAGCAACGAUACUGCUGUGAGGGCGAGCCCUUCAGGGAAACUAUCUCGCACCAACUCUACCGCUAAUGCCAUGUCCAAUUCCCCGGCGUCCAUAAAAACUCACCCGAAGAUUAAACGCAGGGUCUAUCGCGGCCGUGAGCAGUUUGCACUUUGUGAACAUUGUUUACGCGGACAUGGCCCUCCGGGAAAUGUGAUUGUCUUCUGCGAUGCCUGCAAUAAGUGCUGGCAUCAACGCUGUCAUGAACCCCAGAUCUCUACGCAUACCGUUGCCGACUCGAAAGCUGAAUGGUUCUGCUCUGAAUGUGACCGAAUUUUGCACGGUAAAAAGAAGGACAAGAAGACACACGGCAAAACGGGCUCUCAACCUGCAGUCGUGGCUCCCCCUAUCGUUGAACAGACACCCACAUUUACAGGGCCGCGGGUGGGAGGUCGUUUCCUCCGACUGGAGCAAAAAGAGGCAUACCUCAAAACUCUUUCCAGGGAUGACCUCCUGUCUCUAGUUCUGCAGGCGUCAGACCUGGCACCGGACUUACCUCUGUUUCAAGCACUUGCACCACCACCUCCUCCACCUUCACCUCCACAAUUGGCGAUGCCACAAGCGCAGUUCACUUCUACGUACGUCACACCGGUAUCGAAGGUGCCUCGUUUCGGGGACAAUGAUACUGGUGAUGACAACGAGAUAGAUGAAGGCUACGAUGGAUACUUUGAUGAACAUGCCGCAUUGUACCCCAAGCCUGGGAAUGGGGUGCAAUUACCGCCAGAGAGCGACGAUUUGCAUAUAUUGCUGGAGGGCAAAGAUAGCACGACUUUUAGUCAUUGGGUACGAGGAAUGCCUGGGAAUCUGUUUAGCGGGACGGGAAACGUCUCUUCGACCAUUUCCUGA